Molecule: messenger RNA, 222 nt
Organism: Racocetra fulgida
Lineage: Eukaryota; Fungi; Glomeromycota; Glomeromycetes; Diversisporales; Gigasporaceae
Source: the annotation of a GenBank genome assembly
AGUGAUAUCAAUCGCCUAGAAGUUAUUUGGAAAAAAAAGGAACAGAAACCUCUUCACGAUGCGACCAAUACCAUCCUGGUCCAAGACGACGGCCAAGAAGAUGAGGGUUCUUCGAAAAAAAAGAAGGAAAUAGGUGCUGCCUCAUUAUUUGGCAAAAAAGAAGAUGCUGAGAAUGGUGUCCUUAUUUCUAGUAAAGUUCAUACUGUACUAGAAAUUAAGUGA